Molecule: messenger RNA, 1513 nt
Organism: Malaya genurostris
Lineage: Eukaryota; Metazoa; Arthropoda; Insecta; Diptera; Culicidae
Product: putative nuclease HARBI1
Exons: 4
Coding region: 359-1513 (384 amino acids)
Source: RefSeq, a predicted model, not a curated record
ACAAAAAUCUCAAUCUUAGUAAUACAAAAAAUUAAAAAGGGCGAAACUGUCAUUCCAUUUUUGCUUUUUGACUUCCGGUCCCGGAAUUACAGGGUGAUAUGCACAAAAAAUGAACAUAAUUGUUACUCACUUUUCUCAGAGAUGGCGUGAUCGAUUUUCACAAACUUAUGUCGUUUUCGUUUUUAAAUUGCACUACACCGGUGUAGCGGUGUUUGCACUAAAUCCGUUCGUUUUUGCAAAUUGCACUACACCGGUGCUACACUUUUUCUGCACCGAUACCACUGGUGUAGCACUCACCAAAAGAUCAGUGUAGCACUGCAGGAUUGAUUCGUUUAUCGGUAGUCAAGGGUAACUGUUUAUGUUUAUUGUUUACCAAUCAAUCAUACUCACAAGUAUGGACAACCUGUUGAAUCUUUUCCAAAGUUCGAGUUCAGAUUCCGAUGAAAUAAUAUUACAAAUGUUGCAACAAAAUCGUCAAAAAAAGAAACGCGUUCAGGAUUUCAUGACGGAAGUAGUUCAGUGCUAUACCGAUGAACAAUUUCGAGCAAAUUUCCGUCUAACCAGAGACACGGCCCAGUAUAUUAUUGAUUUGUAUAAAUCAUCCACCUUUUUUGAACAAAACAUAGGAACUGGUAGAAGAAGUGUAUCUCCUGAGCGACAGGCUCUAGCUUUUCUUUGGUUUGCCGCGAACAAAGAUUCCUACCGUGAGGUAGGAAAUAUAUUCAAUAUGACGGAGUCAACAUGCUUCAAGCAUUUCGACACAUUGUUGAAUUUUUUCCAUGACAUUUCGAGAACAAUUAUAAAAUUUCCUCAAAGCGAUGCAGAAAAGGAAACGAUUGCUCGAGAUUUUGAAAAACUUUCAAAUUUCAAGAAUGUAAUUGGUUGUAUUGACGGAUCAUAUAUUUCAAUAAGGAAACCAAAAAAUAAGAUUCGAUCCACAUACACCAACAGACAUGAUAUGUUAUCCAUUACACUUCAAGCCAUAUGCGACAAAGAUAAAAAAUUUUUAGAUGUUUUCAUUGGGCCACCCAGUAAAGUUCACGAUUCGAGAAUUUUUUCUAUGUCAAGUAUUAGCCGUAAGCUUCCGGAUAUAUGCGGACAAAAAUACCACUUAUUAGGAGAUGCUGCAUAUCCUAUCAGGGAGUAUUUAUUAACUCCGUACAGAGACAACGGCCACAUGACCAAUAAAAAAAUAAUGUUUAAUUUGCAUCACUGCCAAACAAGAGUGGUGAUUGAAAACUGUUUCGGUCUUCUGAAGCAAAGGUUUCGACAACUCACUCGUUUGGAUUUCCAUACGACUUUAAAACAUUCUAAAUUCGUAAUGGCAUGUUGUGUUCUUCACAAUAUUUGUAUCGUGCGUAACGAUACACUCGAAGUGGGCACCGAACAAACAAGCGUUCCUUCUAAUGUUUCCAGUGAAUCGCGAAGAAUUGAAAACGGAUUGCGUAAUGAAGCAUUGAGGCGUCUAGGCGAACUAAAACGUGAUGCUAUAGCAAAUUACUUUACGCAAUAG